Molecule: messenger RNA, 1238 nt
Organism: Cokeromyces recurvatus
Lineage: Eukaryota; Fungi; Mucoromycota; Mucoromycetes; Mucorales; Mucoraceae
Product: Di-sulfide bridge nucleocytoplasmic transport domain-containing protein
Exons: 5
Coding region: 165-923 (252 amino acids)
Biological process (GO): lipid homeostasis; nuclear envelope organization
Cellular component (GO): nuclear envelope; nuclear membrane
Source: RefSeq, a predicted model, not a curated record
UUAAAGUAGACUUUGACUGCUUUUUGGUUGCAUCCAAUAAAUUUAAAAUAUAAUUCUAGCAUAAAGUCGUAAUAUUUUUUUCUUGUAUUUCUCUCUCCUCUCCCCCCCUUUUUUUUUAACAAACUUGUUUUUUUCCUUCUCUCUCUCUGUGUGUCUUCAAUAUAAUGACGACAGGCAUAAAAAGAGCUAGAAUAGAAAAAGAUUUUAAAUUCAAUUUUAUACCCAAAUUAACAUCUGAUCAGAUAAUAUUUAAUAACAAUGACCUAUCUUCAACUGUUAAUCAGUCUCCAAAAUCAUUGAAUAUAAACACAUUAACUCGUCAUUUUAAUGCACGUUUAAACCAAUUUGAGAAAACAAAAGAAACAAAAACUCUAUAUAAUAAACCUAUCAAUUCCAUAUCUUUUCAGCAUCAAGAAACCAAAACAGUAUAUGAACCAAUAUAUUUGAAGCAUCAAGAUAUAUUAUACACAAUCAUUAUUUACAUACAAAUGGCAUUCAAUAUCAUCAUCUCUAGCGUUGCGCUUUACAUUUUUACAAAUAUAAUUUUAGCUAUAAAACAAGAUUUUCGAAUAAAAGCCGAAGAAUAUGUAAAUGAAUUACAUAAAGAAAAAUUAAUGUGUACAAAUAAUUAUCUUAUAAAUCAUUGUGGGGAAACGAAUCGAAUUCCAGCCAUUGAAGACAUGUGUAAUAAUUGGGCAGCAUGCAUGAAUAAAGACAUAGUUGUAGCACAGGCAAAAGUAUAUGCUGAAGCUAUUGCAGAGAUCAUUAAUAGUUUUGUAGAGCCAAUAUCAUAUAAAACACUGCUCGUUUUUUCAUUAUUGACUGUAGGGACAUUUGUAUUUUCAAAUAUGACAUUUAAUUUAUUCAAGAAAAAUUAUCACAGAUCAAUACAAACUACACAAGCAAUUGUAAAAAAAGAUUAAAUAAUAGCAUAAAGAUGAUGUAUGAAUACAAUGUAUACUAUUACAUUUAUAUCAUACUCAAUGGUGCUCCAUGUAGAAUAUUGUUUAAAUUACAGGGAAUGUGUAAAGUAAAACGUCUAAAUAAAUAACCGUUAAAAAAAACAUAAGAGAGUGCUUUAAAUUUACAAGAGAUCUCGAUCAUUACAUCAAAUAGUAAAACAACAAGAUAUUCUACGCGUAACAAUAGUAGAUACCAAAUAUCAAAAAAAAAAGAAAACUUUAAACACGACAAUAACAAGCCCCACUCUCACUUGUACAUGGUGUUUAUAAUAAAAA